GACACAUCACCACUGCCUGCCCUUGGCUCUUGCUGCACCUGCAUCACUGCACUGCAUGAUGCAUAAUUGCAUAUGAUAUGCAUCGCAUGCAUGGCUCCAAACCAACCCCACAGAUAGGUUUCACCACUGUACCUAAGGCAUAGCUCAUCAGCUGAGCUGAGCUGAGCACAACAGCAGCGACGCCGAUGAGCCAUCCAUUCUUGUCUCCUUCAGUGGUAUAAAGCUAGCUAAGCUAUUAGUAUACUCACUGCACUGAGCUUAAACCUCACUCGACCACGCCAAAUCAUCCGCUAGCUUAGCUAGGCCGGCCAUGGCGAUGGCUCCACACGAGCAUGAGCACGAGCCGGAGCACGCCCACCGCUCGCCGGCCAACGGCACAGCGGCAGCGACCAGCACCAUCGCAACCAACAGGUGGGGGCCCUACUCCGGCGCCGGAGACUUCGCCAGCAACAUGGCUGUCAUCCUCGCCGCCCUGCUCGCCGCGCUCGCGCUCGCCCUCGCGCUCAACGCCGCCGUCAGGUACCUGCUCCGCCGGCACCGCCGUGCCAGGCAACGAGGCGCCGCCGCCGGCGCGGCUGUGGAGGACCCGGAGAAGCCGCCCGUGACCGAGGCCGAGCCGCCGCCGCCGCCUCCGGCGCUGGUGUACUCGGCGGCGGGCACCAAGCUGGCCGGCGCGGCGGAGUGCGCCAUCUGCCUCGCCGAGUUCGUCGACGGGGACACCGUGCGCGUCAUGCCGGUGUGCGGCCACGGCUUCCACGCGCGGUGCAUCGAGAGAUGGCUCGCCGGAGGCCGGCGCUCUUCGUGCCCGACCUGCCGGGCGCCGGCUGCCACGCCGGCCGGCGCCGCCCCAGCUCGCGAGCCCGCUGCGGCGGCGUCUUGAUGCAUGCCUUGAAUGAACUUGGCCGACUGACAUGGUCGGCCCUUGUUCUUGGCAAGUACUCCUCAUGAUCUCUUAGUUUCUUUUUUCUUUUUUCCUUUUGCUUUCAUGUGUAAAUAUUGGUCAAGAGAUUGAUGGAUUUGAACGGGAUGGAUCAUUAGUUUGGCGUCUCUGCGUUCUGUUUAGAUGUUCAAGGAAAUGAACUCAGAGUCUAGAGUAGGCUAAGCUCAAGUUGAUUAUGAGUACUUCUUUCUUGCCUGAUUCCUCUUUGAUCACUGAUCAGAGCUUCUGUUCAGCUGUUGGAUAAAUUCCUCUGUGAGUUAAAUUUGCAGAGUUGUUAAGGUUUAGAACAUUAGCCUUUCAAUGCAGAAGCGGCGGCUUUGCUUCAAAUUAAACUAUGGAAAUCAGCAGAAGCUGAAGAUUUGUUUACAGGGAAGGGUUUAUGCAUCCUUUUUUGAAAGAGAGGAGACAUGUUAGCUUGUUUUGUGAGGAGAAAGAACAGCAAUUCAGACUGCAUGUCUCAUCUGCUUGCUUAAUUCCGACGGCAAGGCAAGUAUAAAGUGGCAUCAUUCCGGCAAAGUUUGGUGAUAUCUAGAUGGACAAUGCAUGCCACUGGAUGCAGUAUUUGGUGAUUGAUAUACAGAAGCUUGGGUCGUGCUUACACUAAUCAUGAAUUAGUGGAGUAGGUGUGUAUGACCAAAAUCAUGGAUGGUCAAACAGUAGUCAAAUGAUGGAUCCAUGCUCCAUAUUUUAAUAUUUUAUAAUAUGGGAGAGGGCAUCGACUGUCAGAAAAUCGGUGAUUAAUCUCGAGUUACGUGGAUCAAUUAUUAAUUAUUCCAUACUCCAGACCUUAUACAAAUCUUAACUGAACUGUAAUGUUUAUUCCAGCAAACCAUUCAGACAUGUCUGCUCCUUGGCUUGUGCACGAGUGGUCUGACCAUAUAAAUAUUACUGUUUAGAGUGAUAAAUAACCGUUCUAAAAUAAUUCUGUCCAUCUCAACAAGAUUACGGGUAAUUAUAUAUUUU
Molecule: messenger RNA, 1903 nt
Organism: Oryza brachyantha (malo sina)
Lineage: Eukaryota; Viridiplantae; Streptophyta; Magnoliopsida; Poales; Poaceae
Product: RING-H2 finger protein ATL79-like
Exons: 2
Coding region: 311-880 (189 amino acids)
Source: RefSeq, a predicted model, not a curated record